Messenger RNA from Medioppia subpectinata, 611 nucleotides. Lineage: Eukaryota; Metazoa; Arthropoda; Arachnida; Sarcoptiformes; Oppiidae. The record is from the annotation of a GenBank genome assembly.
UCGCAGGUCUUCAAUGGUAUGAUUUGAGAUCUCUUUCACCAAAACGCGAAUCAUAUGAUUUCAACGGUCAGAAAGUGACCAAAAAUAAAAUCAACAUUUAUAGUACCGGACUGUCGUUCCACGACGUUAUGUUGGCCACAGGUCGUAUCCCAUCGGGUCCUGAGGUUGUAUUCAUGGACUGUACAAUUGGUGGUGAAUUUGCCGGUCGUUUGGUUGAAACGGGUGAACGGGUUAUGGGUAUGGAAUCGGGCCGUUGUUUCGCGACAUCGGUCUACGCGGCGACUCAUACUUACGCUAAAAUCCCUGACCACUGGUCUAUGAACGAUGCCGUCUCUAUAUUGAGUACUUAUAGUACAGCUUAUUAUGGAUUGAUUAAAGCCGGAAGACUUAGGAAAGGUGAAAGCAUUUUGAUACACUCGGCUGCGGGAGGAGUGGGUCAGUCGGCUAUCAAUAUCUGUAAACACUAUGAAUGCGAUAUCUAUGCGACGGUCGGUAACGACGAGAAGAAACAGUUUUUGAUGAAUGAAUACAAUAUACCGGAGAAUAAGAUAUUCAACUCAAGAGAUAUACUCUUCAAGAAUCAGAUAAUGGAAGCGACGGAAGGAAAUAUG